Molecule: messenger RNA, 2176 nt
Organism: Drosophila serrata
Lineage: Eukaryota; Metazoa; Arthropoda; Insecta; Diptera; Drosophilidae
Product: DC-STAMP domain-containing protein 2
Cellular component (GO): membrane
Source: RefSeq, a predicted model, not a curated record
AAAAGGGAAUACCGGAGUAGGCCUGUGUUUUUUAGAAAAGCGCCUGCCAAACUUUGGAAUUUAAGUGGAUGACUCUCUAAAAGGUCAACUGUGAUAUGUAUAGAAGCAAAAAAUAUAAAAGGGCUCCGUGGACACUCAUGGCGGUAAGCCCCUUUGUAUUCCUUGGGUACGGGGCUGGACUCGUCAUAGCUCUUUGCUGGUAUUGGUGGGAUUGGGAGUUCAGUGAACGGGAUCUUCGCAUCCAGCUGAGGUUUGUGUGCCCGGUGGUCCUUGUUCUGGUGCUCCUAUACUGGCGGGCCACAAGAUGCAUCCUAUUCCUGGCUAUGUGUUCCUUGUGCAGUUCCCGCGGUAGGGGCUUCCUCGUCAGUGUGGCCUUCAUCUUUGUAUCGAUCGGACCCGCGACAAACAUUCUGGCCAACCUUGAGGUGCUGCUGCGGAGCCUCGCCUGCGGCCAGGAGCUGCUGCGCCUGGCCCUUGGCCAAAUGCUUGACGUGAUCCUGGAGCCGGUGAACGCCAUUCGGCUGGCCGUGGACCUCAUGCUUCAGGAAGUGAAUAAAGUGCUCAAUCAAAUCAUGUCUGUACUUCUGCGUAUGCAGGUGCACCUCAUAGUCGUCAUUGACACUCUCAAGAACUGCGCGGAGUGGCUAAAAUCCAUCUUGGAUCUGUGCAAUACGGAAAUGGGAUCUCCAUGGGCGCGCUGUAAGGAAACUGCGCACAAAGCUAUGGUCAGAUGCCAGGCAAAGAUGGGCGUCUUGAAGGCGGUCUGCCAUUUUACGAAGUUUUUCCUGGCCCUGUGCUACCCUGCAAAGCUCAUCGAUGUCUUUUGCAGCGGAUAUUGGGAUUUCACCUGGGACCUUUUGGACAAAAUAUUGCUGCGGUAUCGGGAAUUUGUGCGGCACAUAGAGCAAAUGUUCGACGCCAAUAUAACGUUCGAGCACAAGUUUUUCUUCGAUACCAAUGCCUCGAAAAGUCUGUCGGACGUCGGAGAGGAGAUAAUGAAAGAUAUCAACGAGCGACUAUCGCCGUUUUACAACGUUCAAAGCUUUACGGAUGUUCUCAGCAUGAUAAUGUUUUCUACAGUUUUCCUUAAAGCUAUCGUCUUUUACAUCCGCUACAUGAACAGCCGGCACUUUCAGAACGUUUACAUUACCAAAAAAUUUGAACAGCUCGACCAGCGCUACGUGAGGCACGGAUUCUAUCCAGUACUGCCACUCGGUCGACUCGAGACACCAAAGUACAUGAAGAUAACCAGUGGUCGCUUGACGGUGCUCGAGAUCUUUUCCAUAGUGGAAAACACGUUUUUUAUGAUGACCGCAUGCCUGCAAAUUUUUACUAUCUGCCUCUUGGACUACGGCUUGUUUUGGCUUCUGGCGAUGAUGUCCUACUACGGCCACCAAGAGAAGGGCCUGGAGGUGCCCGCGUACAUUGACUUGGAGAUCAAGGGUGGCGGAUUCGUUGCCGACGUCAUGAGAGGAAUAGCAGGAGCCUUCCGACCCCUGACGCAGAAAACCACGAUCGACAGCAAUCUCUGCCUUCCACUUCCCAUUGAGCCCAACUACAUACGAUACGUUAAGAUGUUGGUGAUCCUUCUGUUAGCGUGGAUCCUCGUGGCGCUUGAACCGUAUAUCCUGCGCACCCGCCACAUCAUCAUGGAACAUUUCUACCCAAAAAGAGCAGUUGAGAGACGCUUAUUUCUGUACAGAAAGAUCAGCGAGUCAAGAAUUACUAAUUUUAAGUUUGAGCGUCGCAGGGUGCGAAAUGAAAUAAUACACCAGGGAAAGGUUUCGACCUUCCGAUGGCUCACCUGGCUGAGGGUAAAAUUUUCAUGCUGCUGCUGCUGCUGUCCGUUAGGAGACCACUGCAUCAUAUGCGAAAGACUUCUGACCUCAUCAAAUUCCCAUUUCUGCAACACGCCGAAUUGCAAAGGGAUCUAUUGUGAUGAGUGCUAUGAAGAGUCCAAACAUAAAUGCUGUAUAUGCAAACACCCCUUGGAAUAUGGCGAUUUCUCCGACUGCUCCGAGGUCGAAGACUCUUCAGAAGUUUCAGAAGGAGAGACUUACAAAGAACAAACAUUCAGAGAAAUUUGCAAAGUAGAAAAACCAAGCACCUAAAAGCAACAACCUCACUAGAACUAAUUAUUAGUUUAAUAAUUAUAGAGAUAUUUUAAUUGUUGUAA